Molecule: messenger RNA, 618 nt
Organism: Acyrthosiphon pisum (pea aphid)
Lineage: Eukaryota; Metazoa; Arthropoda; Insecta; Hemiptera; Aphididae
Exons: 3
Coding region: 145-618 (157 amino acids)
Source: RefSeq, a predicted model, not a curated record
UGAUACCUAACAGUUUAAAAUUAUGUAAAUCGAUAAUAUUUUAUUUUAUUUUGUUCAGGAACUACAUAAUUUGAAAAAGAAGUUCUUCAUAAGCUAUCAUUUUUAAAAUUUGAAUUAAAGCGAGCAGUAAAUAAUCAAAGAGAUAUGGCCCAAAGAAUGGAGAUAAUAGAAAGUAGACUUGAAAAUAUUCCAUCAUAUGACAUCUCCAAUUUUAACAACAAUGACUCGUCUUUAAUUGAUAGAGAUUUCAAUAUAUCACUUGACAAUUUAAUUGAUCUUGAAAUCUUUGAAGAAAAAAUUUCUGGCAGUAAAGAAUUCCGUACUCAGUUGGUAAAUAAACUUUCAUACAUCGGCGGUAAACAUGUCAAGGCAAUGGUCAAACGGGUGAUGGGAAAAUUGUUCAAAGAUGAACUAUUAAAAGAUUUCUCAUACACCGGGAAAAAAGGCAAAAAAAAAUUUUGUAGCCUGGGUUGUACUUCUGUGAUUUUUGAUGCUGUCAAGAAGCAAAAUAAAUUUCAAAAUUCAUCUCAAAAUGAAAUGGAGGAAAUCAUCAAAUAUGUACUUGCUCAAGCCCCAUUUAAUUUAAAAAGAAUUUCUGAUAAGAAUUUCUCUGCUUAA